AUGUCCGACAAACUUUCUCAACAUGUUAAGGACGCCGAUGACCGCGAGUCUAUCGAGGGAUUCUCCCAUCAUACCGAGACCAUCAUGAAUGACAGGGAGCCGUAUGGACCAGCAGGCCUCGCUGGUCUUGUGGCCAACCCAUUUGUGUUUCUCUGUGCGGCGUGCUCUACGCUGGGAGGUCUGGUCUUCGGUUACGACCAAGGUGUGGUGUCGGUCAUUCUCGUGAUGGAGCAGUUCCUUGAUCGGUUUCCGGAAGUGGCCCCUGAUGCACCGGGUGCGGGUUUCUGGAAGGGUCUGAUGACGGCCAUGAUUGAACUGGGGGCGCUGUUAGGGGCCCUGAAUCAGGGGUGGAUUGCCGACAUGAUUUCUCGUCGCUACUCAAUUGUAGUCGCAGUCAUAAUCUUCACCAUUGGCUCGGUGCUACAGACCGCUGCGGUGAACUAUGCGAUGUUGACUGUCGCUCGACUGAUUGGAGGCGUGGGGAUUGGCAUGCUCUCGAUGGUUGCACCCCUCUAUAUUUCUGAGAUCAGUCCUCCCGAGUGUCGAGGCACUCUUCUUGUUCUGGAGGAGUUUUGCAUUGUCCUAGGCAUCGUCAUUGCUUUUUGGACCACUUAUGGCACGAGAUUUAUGAGCGGAGAAUGGGCCUGGCGCCUUCCCUUCUUGCUACAGAUGAUCCCCGGGUUUGUUCUUGUUGGAGGCGUGGUUGUUCUGCCCUUCUCCCCUCGAUGGCUUGCCUCGAAAGGUCGUAAUGAAGAGGCUCUGGAAAGUCUGUCGAGAUUGCGCCGGUUACCGUCUUCGGAUAAGCGUGUGAGACUGGAGUAUUUGGACAUCCAGGCUGAGGUUCGGUUCCACCAGGAAAUGAACGCUGAAAAGCACCCGAAUCUACAGGGCGGCGGCAUCAGAAAGGCAUUGCUGUUGGAGAUGGCCUCCUGGGCGGAUUGCUUCAAGAAAGGCUGCUGGCGAAGAACCCAUGUUGGUGUGGGUCUCAUGUUUUUCCAACAGUUUGUUGGAAUCAAUGCUCUUAUUUACUAUUCCCCAACACUGUUCGAGACCAUGGGCUUGGACUACGACAUGCAGCUUUUGAUGUCUGGCAUUCUCAACGUUACACAGCUGGUUGGAGUCGCCGCCACAGUAUGGACUAUGGACAGCAUUGGACGGCGUCCGAGUCUGCUGUGGGGAGCAUUCUUUAUGGCUAUCUCCCAUAUUAUCAUCUCCGUUUUAGUGGGUCUUUUCUCCGAGAACUGGCCAGCUCACAGGCCACAAGGCUGGGCCAGCGUGGCUAUGCUCCUGUUCUACAUGCUCGCAUUUGGAGCCAGCUGGGGGCCUGUUGGUUGGGCAAUGCCGUCAGAAAUCUUCCCCUCCUCACUCCGUGCCAAGGGCGUGGCGCUUUCGACUUGCUCCAACUGGCUGAAUAACUUUAUUAUCGGUCUUAUCACUCCUCCCCUUGUCCAGAACACAGGGUUUGGCGCGUACACUUUCUUCGCGGUGUUUUGUGUAUUGGCCCUCGUUUGGACAUUUUUCUUCGUGCCUGAAACUAAGGGCCGGACGCUGGAGCAGAUGGACCAUGUGUUCAAGGAUAAUUCGAGCGAGGCAGAGCAGGAGCGCAGACGUGCCAUUGAGGUGGAAGUUUUGCGAGCGGAACAGCAGCAGGCCAGAGUGUAG
Aspergillus tanneri is the source of this 1662-nucleotide messenger RNA. RefSeq names its product sugar porter family MFS transporter. The coding region runs from base 1 to 1662 and encodes 553 amino acids. Gene Ontology annotation, molecular function: carbohydrate:proton symporter activity. The transcript is spliced from 5 exons. Gene Ontology annotation, biological process: transmembrane transport; carbohydrate transport. The record is from RefSeq and is a predicted model, not a curated record. NCBI's taxonomy places the organism in Eukaryota, Fungi, Ascomycota, Eurotiomycetes, Eurotiales, Aspergillaceae. Gene Ontology annotation, cellular component: membrane.